Carya illinoinensis is the source of this 1686-nucleotide messenger RNA. RefSeq lists its product as uncharacterized. Lineage: Eukaryota; Viridiplantae; Streptophyta; Magnoliopsida; Fagales; Juglandaceae. The coding region runs from base 88 to 1476 and encodes 462 amino acids. The record is from RefSeq and is a predicted model, not a curated record. The transcript is spliced from 4 exons.
AAAUUUUAAUUAGAUUAACCUAAAUAUUAUUCAAAAUAGUCGGAAGGGAUAAUGUUAUUAAAAAACGCAUAAACUAAUUAAAAUAAUAUGGAAAAUGAGGAUAUGAUUAUCAGCGAGGAUGUCAUAUUGGUUAGUCUUGCCCCCAACAUAAUUGGUUGUUAUAAUCCAGUGCUAAAACAUCCCGGGUUUCAUCGUCCUCUUCAAUUACGAGGGCUUCAGAAUUCGGUUUCGCGGGCGAUGAAUUUGGACGAUCUUAACAAGGUAUGGGAUAUCAAAACCCUGAAAAAGCCUGGAGAAGACGAAGCGAGGAAGAUUCUGGAGAGAAUAGCGAAGCAGGUCCAGCCCAUCAUGCGUAAACACAAAUGGAGGAUCAAAGUUCUCUCCGAAUUCUGUCCGAACAAUCCGUCUAUUCUGGGGUUGAAUGUGGGAGGUGGGGUGCAUGUGAAGCUGAGGCUCCGGAGGCCUAACAGGGAUUGGGAUUUCUUCCCUUUUGAUCAAGUUCUUCAUACAAUGCUUCACGAGCUUUGCCAUAACGUCCAUGGCCCGCACAAUGCCAGCUUCUACAAACUCUGGGAUGAACUCAGAAAGGAAUGUGAGGAGCUGAUGGCCAAGGGAAUAACAGGAAUGGGAGAGGGCUUUGAUCUUCCUGGGAGGCGUUUGGGUGGUUUCUCCCAUCAGCCUCCUCUUUCAUCUCUCCACAGAAGUGCACUAGAGGCUGCAGAAAAGAGAGCACGAUCGGGAUCUCUGCUACCAUCUGGACCCAGACGUCUUGGUGGUGAUAACACUAUUAUGGUUGCACUUAGUCCAAUACAAGCUGCUGCAAUGGCUGCAGAGAGAAGAUUACAGGAUGAUAUCUGGUGUGGGUCUCAGUCUUGCAAAGCUUCUGGGGAUGAAGAAAGUAGUUCAGGUAUUUUACAUGGCUUUGUAUCUUCAGAACAAAGUGGAGGACGCUCGAGGUUAGAUGGUUGUUCCAGUGCACAUUCUGUGGAUGCAAUCCCUCAGAAAAGAAGUCAGGAGUCAGGUCAAAGCUCCCUUUGUCGACCUUCCAAUGAUCAUCUGAAAGCCAAUUUUGUAGAUUUAUCUGUCAAUACUUCAAAAACAAGUUGCAAAUCAGAUACCACUUCAUUUUCUCAACCUACUUGCCAUCCAGAAUCUAAUUUUGUAGAUUUAUCAGGUCCGUUAUCUUCUGAUCUGGGGAGUAGUGUGGAUACAAUACGUGACAGAACACUGAAUCCAGAGGAAUUUCCUAUGUGGGAGUGUGGAACAUGCACUUUAUUGAAUGCUCCAUUGGCUCCAAUGUGUGAGCUCUGUAGCACACAAAAGCCAAAAGAUGUUCAUACAAAGUACAGAGUCUGGUCCUGUAAAUUUUGUACAUUGGAAAACAGUGUGAAGUUGGAGAAAUGCUGUGCCUGUGGUCAGUGGAGAUACUCAUACGGAGCACCAGUGUCGAUCCAAGCACGGAAUCUUAGCACUUGAGGGGUACCUUUCAAAUGGGCAACAAUGAACAAUAUUCCAACCUGGGUAUUUUUUUUACCAAGUUAAAGGAAAAACAGUAAUUUUGCACGUACUUUGUGGUCAAGUUGUUAUGGUUAUUUUCUUGUGUCCAUGUAUUUAUUGUCAAGGAUCGCAUUGCUGUUGUGCAAACUGUUCAUAUAUUAAGAAUAAGCAAUACGUAAACUUUAGAUA